Molecule: messenger RNA, 137 nt
Organism: Funneliformis mosseae
Lineage: Eukaryota; Fungi; Glomeromycota; Glomeromycetes; Glomerales; Glomeraceae
Source: the annotation of a GenBank genome assembly
AUGGAGAAAACACUCUUAAUGAUAGUAAACUGGGGUGUAUUGGAACUGAAACAGGCUACGAAACCAAGACACGAGAAUAACCGAAUCGCUUGUACUCCUCAUCCAUAUUUGGAAAGAGUAUUGGAGAAAUACGUAUU